This is a messenger RNA of Hypoxylon fragiforme, 1491 nucleotides long. RefSeq lists its product as uncharacterized. The coding region runs from base 1 to 1491 and encodes 496 amino acids. The transcript is spliced from 2 exons. The record is from RefSeq and is a predicted model, not a curated record. Lineage: Eukaryota; Fungi; Ascomycota; Sordariomycetes; Xylariales; Hypoxylaceae.
AUGUCUACGGGAAAUACCUCCGAUAUGGGCACUGUUGACGAAUCCUAUCCGCCUCUACCUGAGUGGCAGCAAGCCAAUCAGACAAACAUUCAGCAUGGCGCUGGAUUUGAUUUCAACCAAACUAUCCCUACUUAUCCCUCUGGCGAAUAUAACGGCGAUCAUACCGGCGAAUACCCAGUCAGCUCUGUUGGAAACCCCGCCUUCAAAUACUUCGGCGAUACCCAACAGAAUAAUCACACGGACAACCCUCAAGAGGUCGCCCAAGAGUACAUUCAGGCACCCAAUGGCAUUUUCCAGAACAACGCUUACGGUUUUGGUCAUCUCUAUAACCCCGACCUCAGCUAUUACAACGCCCAUCCAUACUGGGAGGGCUACGGUAAUAUGCCAAUGAACAACGAGAUAUCUAACAACUGGAUGAAUAUUGAUCCCCUCAUUCGGAAUCAACAGCUGGAAUCGACGGACCCACUCACAUCCAACGGUACUAUAUCGACAGGCCAUAGCGGCAGCUACGCGACACCAAACACCAUGAGCUAUUACAGCCAGCAUAUUGAUCAACACCGAGCACGGUCUGGCUCUCGGGGAACCUCGUCCUCUCAUACCGUUCCGUACACCUCCGUCUCGGGCUCACUUACACGUGACGACUCGCUCACCACUUCGAGCUCCUUCUCGUCUACCGGCACACACAACAUGCCGGCGCGAUUACUCAACCCACAUUCGCUCUCCCAAUCAGGGACGGCCGCUGCGAAAGAUCAGCCACUAGAGAUUAUGGAUAAUCUUGACAUUCACGAAGAGUCAUCAAUCGGAAAGACUCGAAGUGGUAAGAAGUAUCAAAGCAGUAGUAUCUCCUUGGCAAAGCGGGCAUGUGUUAAGAAGUCCUCUGAGAAGCGCAUCAAAGCUCGAGGCCAUUUGGAAGCGAUACCGGCCCCGGGAUCACCAGCGAACUUAGUCAUACCCGAAGCCCAAGAGGAUAUCACCCCUCACAUUGCUGAUACAAAGAAAGCGAAGUCUAAAAAGGCGAAAGGCAAGCAAUCUGGCAAGAAGGAGCCGGAUUGUGAAGCAUUGUGUGAUCUUUUCGAACUUCCCUUCACUGCCAUCAGCAACAACCAUAAAUCUUCUGCCGAUAUUGCUUCAGGCUUCAAUCCGUCGCAGGGAAUAACAUACGUUCCCGAGCUGAGACGUGAGCCCCUUAUUAUUGGCGCUGGCUCCCCUCUGAGUGACUUCGAUACCGGCAUCGACCUGUUGAAGCCGAUGGACCAAUUCUACCCUGCUGGUGAUGUGAAACCACUCGCCACCGCAUUCCGACCUACCGUUAUCCCGGUAGAAUAUUAUGGAAACCCUGACUGGGAGCGAAAAGGCUCGGUGCGACCCAUCGGAUCAAAGGCACGCCGUGGGCCUAAACGAUUGAAGCCCACCAAGGCGGAACAGAAGGUGGCCAUAUCAUACCAGAAACUGGUCAAGGAGACCUUAAACCUUUACAUCAACGACAAUUAG